AUUUCAAACGUCCGGGCGGCAUCGCUGCGCCGCUUCGUGCUCGGCGGCCCCGCGGAGACACUAUGGAAGAAGGAAAAGAAAUGGUGGCACACUGCUCAAGUCAUGUGAUUGAAGAAAACCUGAGUAUUUGCACGAGCAAUGACUUUCCUCUUCUGACUGAUGAAAAGUUUGAUUUUGACCUUUCACUCUCUCCAGCAAGUGGAAAUGAAGAUGAAGUUUUUGUUGGGCCUUUGGGACACAAAGAAAAAUGUAUUGCUGCCAAUGUUGAAGCAAAAACAAGUGCUGAAAAAAAGAGUGCACCUGCUUGUGAUGAUGAACUCAUGUGGAGCCCACUUACAGGAGAGAAAUUUGUGGAGAUUUUCAAAGAAGCUCAUUUGUUAGCACUGCAGAUAGAGACUGGAAGCAAGAAUGAACAGACUAAAAUAAGCCAAUCAGAAGAACGGGAAGACAAGAUUAUAGAAAAAUUUGUGGAGGACUCAAAGUCAAAAUUGACAAUACUGAGAAACCAAAAUAUAGAGAAAAGUCCCAGGGCUGUUAAACGGGAGACAUACUGUGUGCGAGAUAGCCCAGCAUGUCAGCUGCCACCUUGUUUUCCAAACGAAUUGGAUAAACUUUUGUCAGAUGACAAAACACAUGCUUUUCAUACUCCUCCAAACAGAAGCCCUGUUAAAAUUUGUGUAUCUCCUACAGAAAUUGCCAGUUCACCUCUGACACAAGAACAGGAAACUAAGGGAACAAAUAUGAAGGCAACUGGCAAACUGCCAAUGGCAAAAGCUUCAUCUACUCUUGGAAGAAGCAAUUUGUUGACUAUUGAAAAGCCCAAACCAGGAAAACAUACUAGUAUUUCUACAAAAAGAGACUUGAACAGCAUGGGAUCAUCUGAAGAUCUAAUUUCUGAUAAAUCUAGUGCUGCUUCAGAUGUUUUUGAGUCUUCGUUCAGUGACAGUUCCUCAGCGCAAGACAAAAAAGCCUUUCCUGCACCAAGUAAGCCUAGCUUAAAGAAGAUGACACAUCUGAAACUUCCUGGUGUUGCCAGUGGUCUCACAAGAAAGACUACUUCCUCGUCAUCAGUGUCUAGCAUGAACUCAAGUCUGAAUUCAAGUUUAUCCAUUUCUCCUAUAGGAAAAAAUGGAAAAUCAAGCAUGUCUUCAAAAGCUAGUGUGAGUGGCUCUAACCUUUCAGCUAGUACAAAUAGGCUGGGCCUUGUCAGACCUACCAGAGUGUCAUCUCUGCAGGCUGCCAAUACAGAAAAAUCCAGGAAGCAAGCAAGAUCAGCUAGUACUCCCAAAAUAUCUAGUGCUGUAAGCUUGGCUCAUUCUUCAGCUUCUGCAACAUCAUCUGAGGCUGUAGGCAGUGGAAUUCAGAGGCUGAGCUCUGUUCCCAGUCUGCAGAAGCUAUGUCAGCAGAAAAAAGAUGGAAGUGCAACAAAAGGAAGCCUGUGUCCAAAGCCCAAGGCUAGAGUUUUGUUUGUUCCUACAAGUCAAACUAAGGUUCCAGUGAAGGUGGGAGAUACGCCACCAAACAAAUCAGCACCAAAAGCAACACCAUCUCUUGGAUUAACAUUUUGUGGCACACUUGGAAGUGCCAUGGCAGUCAGCACUCCUGUGAAAGCCUCAGAAGAUGGGGUCUUUCAGAAUUCUUGUUUUCCUGAGAGGUCUGUCUCAAUGACUCCUGCCAGUCUGAAACGGUCUGGCUUACCUACACCUGUUCGUCGUAUCUCAGGAUUUCCAGCAGUGACUCCUAAAACUGCACCAAGAAUGGCAUUUUCUCCACAUGCUGCAUCUGUUCACCAAAGUUCCAGCUUUUCUACCAAAAAGACUCUUACAGCUGGUUCUAAACAGACAGAAGAGAGUAAGACAAAGAUAUCUUCAGAAGAUGAUACAUCUCCUCCACCCGUGCUACCUCUUGCACUUAACUUCUCACCAGAAAAAACUGCUCCAGAAGAGGUAGAAAAUGAAGUAAAAGAGGCUGAAGUACAAAAUCAACUGGCUGAAGAGAAACAAACUGAGGCCUUACUGGUAGAUAUUGGAGUAGACAAAUGUCUCCCACACGUUUUGGAAUGUGAAAGUAGACCUCUGAUUGACCUUUCCAAUACUCCAGAAGUGAAUAAGGUUACUCCUCUAAAGCCUAUGUUCUCAGGGCAGGUAAAGCUAAUUGAUUUGAGUUCGCCUCUUAUCACUCUGAGUCCUGAUGUAAACAAAGAAAACCUGGAUUCCCCUCUACUCAAAUUCUGAACUUGAGUUGAAAUGAAGAAUUCUUGGCAUCUGUGAUCUUUAAAGCGUUUAGAUGUUACUCUUCACUUGUAUGGUUGUGGGUUUUUUUUGAAGAUGGCUAUAGAUUAUCUGAUGAACCACAUUAACACAAUACAAUUCUAACAGUAUCGAUAUAGUCAAACCAAGUCUGAUUAAUGGUUCUGUUCAUGGAUGUGCUGCAAUGGUUGUAUUUAAACUGUGUUGCUCUAAGGCAAAAGGGGAUAUUCUCUGUAUUGGAAGCUUGUCUCUUUAUUUCUUCCAAUUGUUCUUUGAUCCUUAUCCCCUAUGUGCAACAAAGAUUUAAUUUAAAAUAAAUGAGUUGUUUACCAAA
Molecule: messenger RNA, 2583 nt
Organism: Harpia harpyja (harpy eagle)
Lineage: Eukaryota; Metazoa; Chordata; Aves; Accipitriformes; Accipitridae
Gene: GTSE1
Product: G2 and S-phase expressed 1
Exons: 12
Coding region: 63-2234 (723 amino acids)
Cellular component (GO): microtubule cytoskeleton; cytoplasmic microtubule
Molecular function (GO): microtubule binding
Source: RefSeq, a predicted model, not a curated record